CUUCUCUUGCAAUCCCGCAGACACAAUGGCAGCCUCCGGCCCACACCCCUUUGACCCUAUCAACCCGGCGGAAAUCGUCCUUGCCACCAAGUUGGUAGAGGCUGCUUUCCCCGGCGUCAAGCUCCGGUACAAGAAGAUUGAUAUCCAGGAGCCAAUCAAGAGCGAGGUCGUUCCAUAUAUCGAGGCAGAGCGUCUGGGAAAGCCAUUGCCUCCCAAGCCGACGCGGUUGCUACAGGUCCUCUUCCACCGCUUGGACACCGGUGCUUUUCUGAAAGCCCUGUUGAACGCGGGCACCCGCUCUAUCGUCUUUGCCAAGGAAUUGCCGAAGGAUGUCCAGGCCCCUGUGGACGCCGACGAGUUGGAGGAGAUCGAGCGAUUGUGCUUGAAUCACCCCGCGGUACAGGCGGAGGUGGCCAAGUUGCAGCUUCCCGCUGGCGUGACGGUCUGCAACGAUCCCUGGAUCUAUGGGAGGGACGAUCCUCAAGAAACCCGCCGGUUGUUCCAGUGUUACAUGUACAUAGUGGCCACGAACCACCCGCAGAACAACCACUAUUCCACUCCUUGCAAGUUCUCUCCCGUGUUCGAUGGCAUUACCCACGAGCUGGUCCGGAUUGAUUUCCUGCCUGGCGGCGUCGAUGCAACAACGACCGAGACGCAACCGUGGAAGCCCGUGCAAACCAUCCAGUAUGCGCACGAGCUGCUGGACGAGCCCUUGCGGACGGAUCUGAAGCCAUACAUUGUGCAGCAGCCCGAGGGGCCAUCUUUUACCGUCCAGGGGAAUGUGGUGUCGUGGCAGAAGUGGCGAUUCCGCGUGGGGUUUAACAGCCGCGAGGGCUUGGUCGUGUACAACACCACCUAUGAUGGACGCAACUUGUUUUACCGACUGUCCGUGUCGGAGAUGACCGUCCCUUACGGAGACCCGCGCGCCCCCUACCACCGCAAACAAGCCUUCGACGUGGGCGACGUCGGCUUCGGCAUUACGGCGAACCAACUCUCCCUGGGCUGCGACUGCCUCGGCCACAUCAAGUACUUCGACGGCUACCGGGCCGACUCAAAAGGCCAGCCGCUGCUCCUGAAGAACGUGAUCUGCCUGCACGAGCAGGACAACGGGCUGCAGCACAAACACACCAACUACCGGACGAACGCAGCAACCGUGGUGCGCAACCGCCAGCUGGUGAUCCAGAUGAUCUGCACGGUGGCCAACUACGAGUACAUCUUCGCGUUCAUCUUCGACCAGGCGGCGAACAUCGAGCUGGAGGUGCGGGCGACGGGGAUCCUGUCGACGGUGCCGUUCGACAACGCGAUGCCCGGCACGACGGUGCCGUGGGGCACCAACGUGGGGCCCGGGGUGAUGGCGCCCUUCCACCAGCACCUGUUCUCCUUCCGCAUCGACCCGGCGCUCGACGGCUUCACCAACACGGUCUACUACGAGGACAGCGUGCCGCUCCCGGAGGACGCGAACAACCCGUGGCUCGUCGGGUACACGACCGAGCAGACGGUGCUGCAGCGCAGCGGCACGGCGGAGACGGACGUCGCGCGCCACCGGGUGUUCAAGAUCCGGAACGACGCGUGCGUCAACCCGAUCACCUACAAGCCCGUCGCCUACAAGCUGCAGACCUCGCCGAGCCAGAUGCUCCUGGCCAGCCCCAAGUCGUACGGGGUCAAGCGCGCCCGCUUCGGCACCAAGCCCAUCUGGGUGACGCGGUAUCGCGACGACGAGCUGUACGCGGCCGGCGAGUUCACGAACCAGAGCGCCGACUCCCAGGGCGUGGACAAGUGGGUGCAGCGGAACGAGGUGGUGGAGAAUGAGGAUCUGGUGCUGUGGCAUACCUUCGGCCUCACGCAUAACCCCCGCAUCGAAGAUUUCCCCGUCAUGCCGAUGGAGCGCGUCAGCGUCAUGCUGCGCCCGGACGGCUUCUUCACCAAGAACCCCGCGCUGGACGUGCCGGCCUCGAACCAGACGUUCAACCAGUCGACGCUGCACCCGGAGCCCGUGGCGUGCUGUGCGCCCGCCGAGCGGCAGGGGAAGUUGUAGAUUGUUUCCUC
Aspergillus aculeatus ATCC 16872 is the source of this 2046-nucleotide messenger RNA. Its product is annotated as copper amine oxidase. Gene Ontology annotation, molecular function: quinone binding; primary methylamine oxidase activity; copper ion binding. The coding region runs from base 26 to 2035 and encodes 669 amino acids. Lineage: Eukaryota; Fungi; Ascomycota; Eurotiomycetes; Eurotiales; Aspergillaceae. The transcript has 4 exons. Gene Ontology annotation, biological process: amine metabolic process. The record is from RefSeq and is a predicted model, not a curated record.